GUGAACCACCGGACGGGAUCUGGUUAUCAGACGAGUGGCAAAGGUCGCGGCGGAAAGGGCCACAGCAAGAGCAGACAGGAGGGCUGGCGGCAGCCCAGUGCGCCUUCCGCCGGGGAACGCCGGAACCGUUGGAACCAGCCCCGGCACGCGUGAGUCGGCCAUUGACGACGGUUCCUGGCAACAGCCUUGCUCUUGGCAUCGCAGGUCGGUCGAAGGGAGCUUUCGGCAUGGUUUCAAGCUCGCCCAAGAAG
Messenger RNA from Symbiodinium sp. CCMP2456, 251 nucleotides. The record is from the annotation of a GenBank genome assembly. NCBI's taxonomy places the organism in Eukaryota, Dinophyceae, Suessiales, Symbiodiniaceae.